UUACAUGCAGGGGUGGACUGACCAUUUGGAAACUCGGGCACAGCCCGAGGGCCCGGGGUCAGUAGGGGGCCCCAUGAGAUGCCCCUGGUACCUUUUUCAUAGGCUUUUUUGAGUUUAGGCAAGGACACAGGGGCCCCUUGAUCCCCUAUUGCCCGGGGGCCCCAUGAGUUGUCAGUCCACCCCUGCUGUCAAAUUUUUUUCAAAGUCUCUGUCCUCUAGCUUAGUAAAUGAGGUACAGCUUCACUUUGCAAAGAAUACCCAAUCAUGUGCAAGGAAAAUUAGA
Molecule: messenger RNA, 283 nt
Organism: Staurois parvus
Lineage: Eukaryota; Metazoa; Chordata; Amphibia; Anura; Ranidae
Source: the annotation of a GenBank genome assembly